AUGCCUCUAGCUCUCCCCUUUCGCGCAGGCGUCCUGCCAGCUGCACGCAUCGUCCAGGCCGCGGCUCAAGCCACCGUGACUCGCGGCCAGCUCUCGCGAGCCCUCAUCAUGGCACGCCAGCGCAAUCAAACCGAACCUUCUAUCGACGACGAUCAUCAGCCCCGCAAGGGCAAGGCUAUUCCUGCUACGCCCAUCGACGCCAUCAUCUUUGACGGCCUCAUCGACCAGUCAUCCUUUACCGAGGUCGUCACGGCUUACGACUUCCGGCCUCCACGCACAAUCGAUCAGAUCACCGGAGUGCCCCCGCCCUCUGUCCUGACCAAGCUGGGAUCUGUUGAGCAGCAGGGUAAGCAGAAGGAAAAUGAUGUAGUCGUCUCGGCCGCCGCUGCUGGCGGUGGAAGGCACCCCGAAAACCCUAACGGUGGUGAUGAUCAUGAUAAUGAUGAUGACGACAACGGAACGCCUCCAGCUGGUGGCGCUGAGAAGCCAUCCUUUCUCCCCGAGCUGCAGCGAGAGCUGCCCCUGUUCCUGGGUGGCGGUCCGUUUCGCCCUGGAAGCAGCUUUCUCUUGGGACAUGAAGGCCGAUACACCAUCGAUCAGGGGAUGAGUCGUGAAGAAUGGAGAGAGGAUAGGGGAGAAGCGGGCAUGCGGUAA
Molecule: messenger RNA, 654 nt
Organism: Canariomyces notabilis
Lineage: Eukaryota; Fungi; Ascomycota; Sordariomycetes; Sordariales; Chaetomiaceae
Exons: 2
Coding region: 1-654 (217 amino acids)
Source: RefSeq, a predicted model, not a curated record